This is a messenger RNA of Acanthosepion pharaonis, 903 nucleotides long. The record is from the annotation of a GenBank genome assembly. NCBI's taxonomy places the organism in Eukaryota, Metazoa, Mollusca, Cephalopoda, Sepiida, Sepiidae.
AUGUCGCCUUUCUUCAUUUUGUCUUCCCUUUCUUUAAAUUGCGGCAUCUAUCUAUCUAUCUAUCUAUCUAUCUAUCUAUCUAAUCUAUUCCUGUCUAUCUAUCUAUCUAUCUAUCUAUCUAUCUAUCUAAUCUAUUCCUAUCUAUUAUCUAUCUAUCUAUCUAUCUAUCUAUCUAUCUAUCUAUCUAUCUAUCUAAUCUAUCUAUCUAUCUAUCUAUCUAUCUAUCUAUCUAUCUAUCUAUCUAUCUAUCUAAUCUAUUAUCUAUCUAUCUAUCUAUCUAUCUAUCUAUCUAUCUAUCUAUCUAUCUAUACAUGUCUAUUCCAUUCAUCUAUCUAUUCAUCUAAUCUAUCUAUCAUCUAUCUAUCUAUCUAUCUAAGUAUGUCUAUCUAUCUAUCUAUCUAUCUAUCUAUCUAUCUAUCUAAUCUAUUCCUUCUAUCUAUCUAUUCAUCUAUCUAUCUAUCUAUCUAUCUAUCUAUCUAUCUAUCUAUCUAUCUAUCUAAUCAUCUAUCUAUCUAUCUAUCUAUCUAUCUAUCUAUCUAUCUAUCUAUCUAUCUAAGUAAGCAAUAUCACAUCAAAGGAGGCCGUUUCUUUAUUGAAAAUAUAAAAAUCGAUGAAGCAUCAUUCAGAAGGCGUCCAUCACAAACAGACAGCCUAUCCUCUGGCGUAACAUCACCAAACAGCGCUGCCACUUUCUCUGCCGGCACCGACUCUGUCGACGCCAAUGUCACUCACAUUCACUCACAUUCCAACUUCGUCGUGUAUCACACAUCUAUUUCCCUUAAACCAUCAACUGCAUUCCUCAUCUGUUCCCUCCUACUCCUUCUUUACCUCCGCCCACUUCACACGCUUGUAAUCUCCCAUUACGUCACUCACAUCUCUUUGGCGGAGCCCAGUCGCCAUUAG